Molecule: messenger RNA, 1168 nt
Organism: Clupea harengus (Atlantic herring)
Lineage: Eukaryota; Metazoa; Chordata; Actinopteri; Clupeiformes; Clupeidae
Gene: mibp
Product: muscle-specific beta 1 integrin binding protein
Source: RefSeq, a predicted model, not a curated record
ACGAGGGGUAAAUAUUCAAGUGAAUCGUUCUAGGUCUGGAAUUGGGCUCGUGGUGUCUCUUGAAGGUAUCAAUGAACUGCUUCGUGGGAAGUUUAGAUAACGUUACAGAAACUUUUACCCAGUGUCUGAGAAAAAGGUAGCAUUUGCUUGUCGUGAGGAUUUUGAUCAGUAUCUUUGGAAAGUUUUCUUACUUCUUUUAAUAACCGUUAUAAUCGGUAGAACCGAUUUCAGGAUGAAGUACAUCAUAGGAAUUGGAGGAGUGACAAAUGGUGGCAAAACCACACUGACGAACAGCCUGGUCAAACUUUUACCUAAUUGCUGUGUGAUCCAUCAAGAUGAUUUCUUCAAGCCACCGGAUCAAAUAGAAGUCGGAGAGGACGGCUUUAGGCAAUGGGAUGUUAUUACAGCUAUGGAUAUGGAGGCCAUGGUCAACACUAUAAAGGGCUGGAUUGAGAAUCCUGUCAAGUUUGCCCGUUCCCACGGUGUGAGGCUCUCGCCUGCGGCAGAUGUGGAAAAUCGAGAGAAGCAGACCCACAUACUGAUUGUGGAGGGCUUCCUGCUCUACAACUACAUGCCAUUGGUUGAUGUCUUCGACAAAAGUUACUACAUCAGCAUUCCAUAUGAGGAAUGCAAGAGGAGAAGGAGUACAAGACAAUAUACUGUCCCAGACCCCCCUGGCUUGUUUGAUGGCCAUGUGUGGCCCAUGUACCUGAAGCACAGGACGGCGAUGGAGCACAGCUGCUUGAACAUUGAAUAUCUAGAUGGCUUGAAGUCUAAAGAUGAAAUCUUCAACCUGGUGUUUGAAGGCAUUCAGAAUACAUUGUUAAAUUGUUUAUAGUAAGAACUCCACAACGCUGCCAUGUACAGAUCUGUAAAUAGUACCCAGUCUGAAGACAUUCUUGUGGAUGUUGUUUUUUUUUCUUCUUCUUGCCUACAGUUUUGUAUAUAGUAAUGCAUUUUAAUUUAUCAAAUUUUUUGAGGAACUACGUUAGUUUUGUUUUUCUGGAACUUUACUAAUUGCAUUUAUUACUUGAUUAUGUAAUGUUUUGUAAGAUGUGUUUGUAGUGGUUUAUUUGUGCACUCAUGCAGGUUACAGCCUGCCUACUUUCAAAGACCUUUCCCAAAUAAAUGAGUUUGUCACAAUUUUGUGAAUGCUCUCUACACUAAA